Messenger RNA from Pteronotus mesoamericanus, 3236 nucleotides. RefSeq names its product major facilitator superfamily domain containing 14B (gene SLC71A2). Bases 266 to 1717 code for a protein of 483 amino acids. Gene Ontology annotation, biological process: transmembrane transport. The transcript is spliced from 12 exons. NCBI's taxonomy places the organism in Eukaryota, Metazoa, Chordata, Mammalia, Chiroptera, Mormoopidae. Gene Ontology annotation, cellular component: membrane. The record is from RefSeq and is a predicted model, not a curated record. Gene Ontology annotation, molecular function: transmembrane transporter activity.
UCAGCUUAGGUGGCGGCUGGGCUGAUGCUCCUGGCAGUUGCGACUGGUCGCCCCCGCUGCAACCCUUCCCUCGGUCGGUCCUCCCCGCCCCCAGCCUCGGUUUCCAGACCCGCAGGCCGCUGGGCGCGGAGCCCAUGAGGGAGCGGGCCGCACCGCCGCCUUUGCGGCGUCGCAGUGCUGCUGAAGCGCCCCAAGCCGGCUAAGGCAUGGCCGUAGCCUGAGCUUGGAGCCGGAGAAGGAGCCGUCAGUACCCGAGGCGGGAACCAUGUCUGAGAAGCGCGCGGGCGCGCAGGCCGCAGGCGGCAGCUGGCUACAAGGCUUUGGCCGACCAAGUGUGUACCAUGCUGCUAUUGUAAUCUUCCUUGAAUUCUUUGCAUGGGGCCUAUUGACAACUCCAAUGUUAACUAUUCUACAUGAAACAUUUCCUCAACACACAUUCCUUAUGAAUGGUCUCAUUCAAGGUGUAAAGGGCCUGCUCUCUUUUCUGAGUGCACCACUUAUAGGUGCUUUGUCUGAUGUUUGGGGGAGGAAGCCCUUUCUCCUAGGCACCGUCUUCUUUACUUGCUUCCCAAUUCCAUUGAUGAGGAUCAGCCCUUGGUGGUAUUUUGCAAUGAUUUCUGUGUCUGGAGUCUUCUCAGUCACGUUCUCUGUGAUAUUUGCCUAUGUAGCUGAUGUCACUCAGGAACAUGAACGAAGUACUGCUUAUGGAUGGGUCUCAGCCACCUUUGCAGCCAGUCUGGUCAGCAGCCCAGCCAUUGGAGCAUACCUCUCAGCCCGCUAUGGAGACAGUCUCGUUGUACUGGUAGCCACAGUGGUGGCUCUUCUGGACAUCUGCUUCAUCUUAUUGGCUGUUCCAGAAUCCUUCCCAGAGAAAAUGAGACCACUCUCCUGGGGAAUUCAGAUUUCUUGGAAACAAGCAGACCCUUUUGCGUCACUGAAGAAAGUUGGAAAAGAUUCUACCGUCUUACUAAUCUGCAUUACCGUGUUUCUUUCUUACCUUCCUGAAGCUGGACAGUAUUCAAGUUUUUUCCUCUAUCUCACACAGGUCAUAGGUUUUGGAUCAGCUAAAAUUGCAGCAUUCAUAGCUAUGGUAGGAAUUCUGUCUAUUGUGGCUCAAACAGUCUUUCUUACCAUCUUGAUGAGGUCACUAGGGAAUAAGAAUACCGUCCUCCUUGGCUUGGGUUUCCAGAUGUUCCAGUUAGCCUGGUAUGGUUUUGGAUCUAAGGCCUGGAUGAUGUGGGCAGCGGGGACUGUGGCCGCUAUGUCCAGCAUUACGUUUCCAGCAGUCAGUGCCCUUGUCUCUCAGAAUGCAGAGUCAGAUCAGCAAGGAGUUGCUCAGGGAAUCAUAACUGGAAUAAGAGGACUAUGUAAUGGCCUGGGACCAGCACUGUAUGGCUUUAUAUUCUACAUGUUUCAUGUGGAACUGACUGAGUUGGAACCAAAAUUGAAUUCUAACAAUGCUGCUCUGCAGGAAGCUGUCAUCCCAGGCCCACCAUUUUUAUUUGGGGCUUGUAUAGUUCUUAUGUCUUUUCUGGUUGCCUUAUUUAUCCCUGAAUACAGUAAUGGAAUUAAAAAACAUAGCAAUAGCAUUAGUGGCAACCUGACCAACACCCCAGAACGGGGCAAUAAUGAGGACAUUGAGCCACUCCUGCAAGACAACAGCAUCUGGGAGCUUACUUCCUUCGAGGAGCCUGGGAGUCAGUGCACCGAAUUAUAAACUUGGCAGAAAAUAAGAUUCUGCGGAUACCGUCUCUCUGAAGUUGUUGGGGAGCCACACCACAUGGAGACAUUUUGGGGCUGGAAGGGAAAUGCUAGUGGCAUCCUUCAGGGCCACAUUUGAUAAGUAACCCUUUGCCUCCCCCUCUUCCUCCUUCUGUUCCUUUUCUUCCAUUCUUUUUCUUUCUGUUUAUACCUUAGAAUAAGUUAAAAUUUGAAAUACGUUGCUACGAAUAACAUGCAACUCUCAAAGUGAUCUGGAGUCCAGACUUUGAAAACAAAUAGAAAAGGUCAUAUCUGCUAAAAAGGAUGGCCUUCCUUUAAUACCUCCAGAUUAAGAGUGACAGCAGUUUUACAUGUCUUUUUCAGUAGAAGUGCAGGAUUUUGUUGGUCCUGCCAUCUCUGGCCAGAUUUACGGUAAAGAAUCCUUUAUGAUUUUGUUCCUUCUGGUUUCUCUGAAAAGUGCCCACUUAGUCCAUUGGUGUUUUUGAGUGGCUGCACAUAGACUCAGUGUCAGGGAUCUAUUGCCUUUGUUCAAAGGUCAAACAAAAACCCAUUCUUAAUCUCUUUUCCUUGUCUCUCUACUUAAUAUUCUUGGCUAGAAUAAAAUUCAGCAUUUACAGCUCUGGAUAUUAAUAAUAUUGAUCAGUAAUAUUCUUUACCAGUGAAGAAAUUUUUCUUAUAAGUUUAAGUCAUGAAGAAAUAACAAUUCAGAUUCCUCGACCUAGUGUCUUGGUGAGAUCCAAAGGUGAUUUUACAGAAGAAAAUAUACAUCAAACAUUCUGGUAGCAAUGUAGAAUUUGGAGGGUGCUUCCAAGAGUUUUCAACAAUGUAAACAUUCCUAAGUGAGGAUAAGUGUUAGUAACUGGAUACCAGUGGAGUUUAUAUCCAAGUUCAUACUCAUGUAAUGCAUUAUUAUUUGUUCCUUCCCACAUCUCCUGUGUCGUUCGUCUCGAUUUUUCUCAUUCAUUACAUCCCUGCUUUAACUGCUCUGUGUAGUAUACAUUUGUUUCAAUAGGUCUUUAUUUCCAUCUAUUUAUCUGACUUUUGAAUCUCAUGGGAAUGUGCACAUCAGAUUCAUUUCUAAAAUAUGAUGGUUUAGGACACUUAGUGUCACAAUAAGUGUCUUGCUAAUUUUUUUGAGAUGUUUUAUGGACAAAGAAAGCUUUACAGGUAGAUAGAUAGAUAGAUAGAUAUAUGCAUUUUGCUGCACCAAUAAAUUAACCAUUCACUAGGGCCUACCUUUAACAGAGCACUCCUUUGAAGGUUUUAUAGGUAUGAUAUAUAUGUAGAUAUUUGUAAGAAGUUUUAAAUUUUCUUGAUAGAGUGCUGUGUAAAUCUUGUAUUUAUAAUUGUAAUGAAGGUGUUCACAGAAAAAAUAUACAACUUUUAUAAAGGAUUAUGUACUGACUGAAUAUAUUUAAAAGAAAAUUUAUUUUGAAACCUAUUCUGCUAUGAACAGAAAUGACAUAUCUUUUUACUAUGUUUGUUGAUUUUUAAGUUAAGCUUCCUAAUGCAUA